AUGUCUACUCAAAGAUUGUUUACCGAAAGUUCGUCGGGAAUGCCUAAGGUGUCAUCUCUAUCACUUGAAGAAGAUUCCAACCAAAAGAACCACUUCGGUAACGCCUUUGAUUUCAAAGCUCGAUUGACCGAUAUGCCAUCAGUGCCUGAGGACUGCCCACUGGUCAUUUAUAGACUAAGAAGGUUAGUGAUCUCCCCUACCUGUAUUUUAUAUACUAAUUGUAGAGUAAGUUGGCAACAUUGCAGAACCAGCAGCCUCCCAUGAACAUAUCCCCUUGGAACAUAGCCAGUGUUUGACUGUAAGUGAUCUUAAUCCUAAUUUUCUGUGCUGGAUUCUAAAACUUGUUAGAAUCAAAACUUGCCUGGGAUGGAUAUCAACAGUAGAGUCCGUCCUCAACGUCCAGUACAUCCUCUACUUGAGGAAGCUCGACAAUAUGCACUUAGCCCUGAUUCACUUGACUGGGAGAAGACACCACCAGUUUUUUGGACCCUGA
This is a messenger RNA of Hymenoscyphus albidus, 493 nucleotides long. The record is from the annotation of a GenBank genome assembly. NCBI's taxonomy places the organism in Eukaryota, Fungi, Ascomycota, Leotiomycetes, Helotiales, Helotiaceae.